Messenger RNA from Oryzias latipes (Japanese medaka), 1521 nucleotides. It is a transcript of the gene dctd, whose product is annotated as dCMP deaminase. Gene Ontology annotation, molecular function: dCMP deaminase activity; zinc ion binding. Gene Ontology annotation, cellular component: cytoplasm. Lineage: Eukaryota; Metazoa; Chordata; Actinopteri; Beloniformes; Adrianichthyidae. The record is from RefSeq and is a predicted model, not a curated record.
GGUUUAACGUUUAACCAAGCGCGGGAGUUCUGCUGUGCAGAGUCACACCAGUUUUGCAUCUUGAGCAGAGACGCCGCCAGUUUCCUGAAAGAAAAGUUUCAAGGAAUUCACCAUGGAAGAAAGUCAGCAGCCUCGUCUAGUUAACGGUUGUUCUGCUAAGAAAAGAGAAGAUUACCUGGAAUGGCCAGAGUAUUUUAUGGCUGUUGCCUUUCUGUCAGCACAAAGAAGCAAAGACCCAAACUCUCAGGUGGGUGCAUGCAUCGUGAACCAGGAGAACAAGAUAGUUGGCAUUGGUUACAAUGGAAUGCCCAAUGGCUGUGAUGACGACCUGCUGCCCUGGUCCCGCUCUGCUGACGAUCGUCUGGACACUAAAUACCCUUACGUGUGCCACGCAGAGCUGAACGCCAUCAUGAACAAGAACAGCGCGGAUGUGAAGGGAUGCACCAUGUAUGUGGCUUUGUUCCCAUGCAACGAGUGCGCCAAGCUGAUCAUCCAGGCAGGUCUGAAAGAAGUGAUCUACCUUUCUGAUAAGUACCACGACACACCUGAGAUGAUGGCGUCCAGAAGGCUGCUCAACAUGGCGGGAAUACAAUACAGGCAGUUCCAGCCCAAGAGGACUCAGAUUGUCAUUGAUUUUAAUUCCAUUAACCAGGCUGGAAUGCUGAAUGGGGCCCCCCACUGAAAAAGACGGCUCAAGGAUUUGCUGAACCUAAGAGAACCUGGAGCUGGAAAAACUCUAUAGAAUACUUUAAAUGUUUUAUGUUUAUUAUUAUGACAUUUUUUUGGCUGCAGGAGCAGAUGAGCCAGAAUCUGUUAAACCAGCUGCUUAAUAUGUUGGAUAUAUUUUAACAUCUGUAAAGGUGAUAAACUGAAGAAUCUCAGCAUAGAUUGGUCAGAUUUAACCUUCCAGUUUUUUUGUAUGAAAGAAGCUUUAAUCCAUCCCCUCCAUGUGCAAACGUCAGGUGUGACGUCUGAAACUGAGUUAUAGUUACUAAGAGAAAAAAAAUCUAAGCUUAUUAUCUCGGUCAAUAUUUGGGAUGUUUCAGUAAUCAUGCAGAAAAUAAAGGAUUGGGGGAAAUAAAAAUGUGAUUGCAUUUCCUGCAGCACGUCUCCCGGUUGUUUGAUCGAUGUUAAUCCAUGCAGGUGAACGACAGCUUCUCUGUGAUGUUUGAGGACUUUCUUUAUCGUGAAGCAUCAGUGAAUUUCUCCGUUUUUGCCUUUUUAAAAGCUGUGGGAUGCUUUUUAGUCUGUGGAGGAUGGGAUGUAAACACUGUAAUGAGCAGUACUGAAAUGCAGCCAGGGUAUUAUUUGUAUUUUGGUUUAUUUAGCUGCUUGGAGGCUUUUAUAAGGUGCUUAAUGACAAAGUGACCAUUUUUAUUCACCAUCAAAAAGUUCAUUAGUUCUUUGUACUUGGUGAUUAUGUGCGACUAAAAUUGCAAAGUCUCUUUGUUUCAUUUGUUAGGAGAGUUACUACCACAUGUUUGCCUCUUUAAGGUCAAUAAAAAUCUACUUUACAGUCAA